GUGCGCAUAUAAAACACAAUGUAUUAUCCUAGUCUGUCAGCACGAGCCUUGAUUGAUAAGGGAAAUUGAGUAAUUGGCCUUAUCGACACAUAUAGUGCUUCACGUACCUAGACUGUGCACGGAGCCUGUGGAGGGGUCCAUUUGAGUCACCCCGCGCCCACUCAAUAUAAUUCCGACAACAGCAGAUAAUCUGCGCAACACCCCCAAAAGACGUCUGCACACCAAUUGCCGCCACCAUGGCCCAGCCUACCUACUACAUCGACGAGGAUGUCGGUCAGGAUAUCGCAGAACAGACGGGCGACGAGUCAUCGCCCUACAAGUCCCUCGGGUACGCUGUCCUGACUCGCGGCGAGACUCCCAAGUUCCUUACCCGGAAGAGUGUUACUGGAGAAGUUGCAGAGGGUGCAGAUGCAUCCUCGAGGUUAGAGUGGAAGGAGGUUGCCAAGUCGGCUAUGAAGAAGGCGGUCAACUAUGCAAAGGCGCAGAAGAAGAAGGCCGAGAAGGAACAGGGACAGCUUGCACAGCGCUUGAAGGAGGAGGCAGACCGCAACAAGGUCCUUGACGAGGCCAAGAAGGUCGUCAUAGAAGAGGACAAAAGUCUCCCAGAGGCGAUCAAGAUCAAGCUCGACGACACCGACCCAAAGAAGAUCACGCUAGGAGACGGCAAGGAUACAAAGGGUACACGAGUACGAGUGUUUGGUCGCGUCCACCGUGAGCGAAGACAAAAGGAUGUCAUGUUCGUCACCUUAAGAGAUGGUUACGGCUACAUGCAGGUCAUUUUCACUGGUAACCUUGCAAAGACCUACGAUGCCCUUACCUUGACCCGCGAAACCAGCAUGGAGAUUCUUGGAGAGUUGAGGCAAAUCCCCGCUGGUGCCCACGCUCCCAACAACCGCGAACUGCACGCCGACUACUACAAAAUUCAUGAUGGCUGGAAGGCAGCUGGUGGCGACGAUGCCAUUACCAACAGGGUAUCAAAGGACACUGAGCACGCGACCUUGCUGGAUCUGCGACAUCUCACUCUACGUGGAGAGACUGCAUCCAAGGUCAUGAUCGUCCGUGAUGCCGUUGAGUUUGCAUUCAACCAGGUCUACAAAGAACUCCGACUACGCAAGGUCAGCCCGCCAGCGCUUGUCCAAACUCAGGUCGAGGGCGGUGCCACGCUCUUCAAGUUCGGCUACUACAACGAGGAGGCCUACCUUACACAGUCUUCUCAGCUAUAUCUUGAGACAUGUUUGCCAUCAAUGGGAGACGUAUACUGCAUCGAAAAGUCCUUCCGUGCUGAAAAGUCAUUGACCCGUCGUCAUUUGGCCGAGUACACACAUAUUGAGGCCGAACUCGACUACAUCAACUUUGACGACCUGCUCACCCAUCUCGAGGAGGUUAUGUGCCGUGUUCUGGACGUCACAAUGGCUGAUCCCGUCGUCAAUCAAUACAUCAUGGACCUCAACCCCGAGUUCAAGGUUCCCGAGCGCCCAUUCAAGCGCAUGAAGUACCAAGAAGCCAUCGAUUGGCUCGUUGAGCACAACAUCCCCAACGAAGAUGGCGAGCCCCACAAGUUUGGCGACGAUAUUGCCGAAGCUGCAGAGCGUAGGAUGACAGAUAUCAUCAACAGACCCAUCUUCCUCACACAUUUCCCUACUGAGAUCAAGGCCUUCUACAUGCUGAAGGACAAGGAAGACCCAAGGGUAACAGAGAGUGUGGAUUGCCUGAUGCCCGGUGUUGGUGAGAUUGUCGGAGGCAGCAUGAGGAUGGACAACUACGAUGAGUUGAUGGCUGCGUUCGCCAGGGAGCAGAUUGAUCCUGCGGCAUACUACUGGUACACUGACCAGAGGAAGUACGGCUCUUCUCCCCACGGUGGCUACGGUCUCGGUCUCGAGCGCUUCCUCGCCUGGCUAUGCAAGCAGCACACUGUGCGCGACUGCUGCCUGUACCCACGCUACUUCGGCCGCUGCAAGCCUUAAGCCAUCUUUUGUUAUCAAGUUUUUCUCUCUCUUUCCAUUGAACUUCUUACGUACCUGCCUGAUUCCUAUGCCAAGAAUUUUAGGGUCCCAGUCAAAAAGGGUCGAGUGGUGUGAUUUGAUUUGCAGCAAUCCCAAGCUUUCUGUUGCCUUUUCUUGCUAGCAAAGCCCUUGUCUCACUUCACACUAGGCAGCUGCGGUGGACGAAUCAUAUAGUUGAAUUAUAGCACCCA
Bipolaris sorokiniana ND90Pr is the source of this 2194-nucleotide messenger RNA. RefSeq lists its product as uncharacterized. The record is from RefSeq and is a predicted model, not a curated record. Gene Ontology annotation, cellular component: cytoplasm. The transcript has 2 exons. The coding region runs from base 237 to 1964 and encodes 575 amino acids. Gene Ontology annotation, biological process: asparaginyl-tRNA aminoacylation. Gene Ontology annotation, molecular function: nucleic acid binding; ATP binding; asparagine-tRNA ligase activity. Lineage: Eukaryota; Fungi; Ascomycota; Dothideomycetes; Pleosporales; Pleosporaceae.